GAGACGAUGUUCCUUUAUUUCGCGACGUGCGUCGUGAACUUGAUGAGUUUUUCGGCGACCAUAGGAUUGACGUGGACGUCUUCGGCGAUUCCCAGAUUGAAGAGGUCGGAUGAUUCGAAUCCUCUGGGUAGAGAAAUUACGGCGGACGAAGAAUCGUUGCUCGGAUCUCUGUACAUCGUUGGAUCUAUUGUCGGGCCGUUUCUGGCGAGUCCGAUCACCUCUCGUCUGGGUCGAAAGUUGACGAUGGUCAUCUUCACGUUACCAACGAUCGCCUCCUUCCUGCUGGAAGCCUUCGUCGACGAGAUGGCGCUGUAUUAUUUGGCGAGAGUGUUGGGCGGAUUGACCGGAGGUUGCAUUUACACGACGAUUCCUAUUUACGUCGCGGAGAUCAGCGAGAGCUCGAACCGUGGCGCUUUGGCCGCCUUCUUCGGGAUCUUCGGAACUCUUGGUAAUCUGUUUUCUUACGCUUUGGGCACUUACGUGGACAUCAAGAUGUUCUCGCUGAUUUCGCUGAUACCGCCGACGCUGAUGAUCGCGUGCUUGUUGGGCUGCGUUCCGGAAACGCCCUACCAUCUGGUCGCUAAGGGCGACGACGAGGAGGCGAUACGUGUGUUGCGGAAAUUCAGGGGCAAAGGGUGCGACGCGCAUGGUGAAUUGGUGCAGAUCAAGAAGGCUUUCGAAUGUAAGCAGGAACGGGUCGGAUUCGGAGAGUUGAUUCGGGAUUCGAAGAAGGCGUUGAUCAUCGCCGUCGUCGGAAGCAGUCUGCAGCAGUUCACCGGGAUCUACGCCAUCCAGAUCUACUUGCAGCCGAUCUUCGAGAUGGCUCCCGAGGGUCUCGAUCCGGGUGUAGCGACGAUCGUUAUAGGCGUCGCCAAAGUAAUCACCUUCCUGCUCACCGUGUUGACGGUGGACAGACUCGGACGUCGUCGUCUGCUGCUCACCUCCUCCAUCGGCGUCUUCGUUUCACUCGGCAGUUUGGGCACUUUCUUCCUGCUGGAAACCGAACGAGUGCCAUGGUUUCCAGUCGCUUGUUUGGUCGCCUUCGUCGUCGCCUUCAACUUCGGCAUGGGAAGCGUCCCGUUGAUCCUGCUGGGCGAACUCUUCCCGCCCAGAUUCAAAUCUCCUGCUGCCGUCCUCGCCGUCACAGUCUCCCAACUGCUCGCCUUCCUCAUCACCUUCGCCUUUCCCCUCCUGAUCCGCUCCAUCGGGAUCGGCUCCUGCUUCUGGAUCUUCGCGGCGAGCGGUUUGAUCUGCUUCGCCUUCACCUACGCCCUCAUCCCCGAGACCAAAGGGAAAACACUGCUGCAGAUCCAAGAACUGCUGCAUCCCGAAAAGAAAACCAUCACUUAAUCGCAAACUAAAACAGAAGAAGUA
Messenger RNA from Nicrophorus vespilloides, 1374 nucleotides. RefSeq names its product facilitated trehalose transporter Tret1-like. Gene Ontology annotation, cellular component: membrane. The record is from RefSeq and is a predicted model, not a curated record. Gene Ontology annotation, molecular function: transmembrane transporter activity. The transcript has 2 exons. Bases 7 to 1350 code for a protein of 447 amino acids. Gene Ontology annotation, biological process: transmembrane transport. NCBI's taxonomy places the organism in Eukaryota, Metazoa, Arthropoda, Insecta, Coleoptera, Silphidae.